CUCUAAUUUAUGUGGUAAAUUUGCAGAACAAUUUUGCAUUUUAUUUUCAGUCAAAAUAUAUAAAUUGCAGAUUAUAAAAUAAAAAUAUAUUCGAUUUGUAAAUUAAGCUGUAUGAAGUACUUUUGCAGUGGUUUCGUGUUUUUUAUAUAAAUACAAAUUUUAAGGCAGAAUCCAUUGCGAAAGUUUCUUCAGGCAAAUUUUAAAACAACGUUGGAAAUAAGAUACUUUGAAAGCCAGGUGUAUUCAUUGAGGCUAGUUCUGAAAUAACCAAUGUGACCAAUCCAAUUUCUAUAAAAAAAUAUAUUUGAAAAAGUUGGAUUCCAUCAGGUUGGAUGUUUUAAAGAGCAGCCUUUAGUCGACAAAUAAAAAAUCCGUAUAUACAAAUAUAACUCUUCACAAGUUAAUAACAUUUACAAGCUAUUAGUUAAGAAUGUCUAGCGAAAGUGAUAGCUUGCAGCGUUCCUUGUCAUCGCCUCCAUCGUCGCCACAAGCUGGCAAAAGAAUACGGCUUGAUGAACAAGCUCUCCAUGAGCAGGCGACUGCCAUGAAAGAGAAGGGUUUCUCAUUAAGCGCCAUAGAAGAAAUGAAAACCCGUGUUGAGGAGAACAACCAAAACGAAACGUUGGAUCAACAAUUACGACAAUUUCAAGUUUUAGACGAAGUGCAGGGUUCUGGAACUAAAGAUUCAGACGUUGCAAGUGAAAAUGGCGAUAAGAAUUUUGAUCAUGGUGAUGGAUAUGAAUCCUCCGAUUUGGACAUAGAUGACAAUGAAAUAGAAAAUUUGCUUAACGAGAAUUUACCGGACGAUUUGAAAGAGCCGAAGAAACCUAAAUAUGAAGAGCGUUUUAAAACAGUAUUAGAAGAGAAAGGACACAAUCAUUUUGAAGUGUUACCCGAAGGUUGGGUACAAGUGACACACAACAGCGGUAUGCCUCUCUUUCUACAUAAACAGUCUCGUGUUGUUUCGGCGUCCAGACCAUAUUUCCUUGGACAUGGUAGCGUAAGGAAACACGCUAUUCCGUUGGGUGCUAUUCCGUGCCUUAACUAUAGGCGUGCCAUUGAGGAAGAGGAGACGGAAGUUUUGAACCAAAAAACAAGAGAAGAAAACACAGCGAUGGAAGAAGAAGAGGUCGCCGAAAACAACACAGAUAAAGUUCCUAAAUGCCCAUUUGCACGUAGUAAUGUUAGCACGGAUGUAGCUACAGACGCCAGUCAAUUCGCGCAAGUUUCCUCUUCUACGAAUGGAAAGGAGAGCAACUUAAGUGAACCCACUGUAACACCCACAUCAGACACACUUACUGCCCCUACAACAACUUCUGCGAACACAGUUGACUUGGCGGCUAAUGUAGCAGCAUUAAAGAGUCUAGUGCCACCUGCGAAAAUCGUCACCGUCACUGAGAAUACGCAAAAAGAGUCGCUUACACCGGAGCAAUUGAACAAAUACUGCGCAAAAUUAUUCAAAUUUAAAGUGAUACGCGUUUUACGUUUUCGUUCGUGGAAUGCGCGACGCAAAUUCACGAAAAAUCGUAAACACAUUAAAAAUUUGCAACGUCCAACUUUACCGGAUGGAACGAAACUAAUAAAGUUCCCAAUAUUGGCGCCAAGUGGCGAUACAAAUGCAAAUGCACGUGGGCGUAAGGAGUGGAUUAUGAAUCCGAAUGGAAAGAGUUAUGUGUGCAUAUUGCACGAGUAUGUGCAGCAUGCCUUGAAAAAGCAACCAACAUAUGAAUUCAAAGAAUUAGAGAAUGCAGCAACGCCAUACUCUGCAACUGUAUCGAUUAACGAUUUGAAAUACGGCACUGGCUAUGGCACUAGCAAGAAACAGGCGAAAUCAGACGCUGCGCGUGAAACAUUAGAGAUACUCAUACCAGAAAUGAAGGACAAAAUUACCGGCAUUAAACAAGAUAAAAGUGCGCCGAAAAAUAAUCACAAAGAUUUAUCAGUUUUUGACGACAUCAAAAUUCAAGAUCCACGUGUAGCUGAAUUUUGUAACAAGACAACUGAGCCAUCGCCGCAUGCUAUACUGUUGACCUGUCUGCAACGGAAUUUCGGUCUCGGUGAUGUGCAGAUAAAUUACGAAAUCAAUCGCACGAAAAAUAAGAAAAAUGAGUUUACCAUGACGGUGGGCAAACACACUGCCAAAGUGUUAUGCAAGAAUAAACGCGAAGGCAAACAACUGGCUUCACAAGCGAUUCUACAGAUUUUACAUCCGCAUAUUAAGACAUGGGGUUCACUGUUGCGUCUGUACGGCAACAAUUCCAUAAAGACGUUCAAAGAGAAAAAGCUGGAAGAACAGGAGAUCACGGUAUUGCAAAGCAAAGCUGCGAUAAAUCAGCCAAAUUACGCGAUUCUGGACAAACUCAAAGAGGAAAUGCUAAAAUUAGCCGAAAAGAAUAAAUCAGUUUUUUCAAUGGGCACAUUUGUGCCACCCUGUGAUGUUGAUCUACCCUCAUCCUCCGGUUCCAAUCUCAAUAAUGUAGAGCUGUAAUGUUCACAUGUAAAUUCUCAGUGGACAUUUUGUUAUGACUGAUUUCAAAUAUGACUGAAGUAAUGAACAAUUUAAUAUUAAUGAAAAAUUUAAUAUCAAUUAAAAGUAAAGUAAGAUCGUUUCUGUAUGUAUCCAGGCCUAAAAAGUGUUGUGUUGCAUUAUAACAUUCUUUAUGUUGAUAUUUAGACAUGCCUUUCCGGAUUGUACCAAUAAAGUUUACUGAAAGAAAAAAUAUAUAAUUAUUGAUAAUUGCUUUGAUUUUAAGUGUUCAAUUUGCUGCUUUUCUACAGUAAUUUAAAAAAUAAACACAUUAAGGAAAUAUAAUUGAAAAAUAAA
Molecule: messenger RNA, 2824 nt
Organism: Zeugodacus cucurbitae (melon fly)
Lineage: Eukaryota; Metazoa; Arthropoda; Insecta; Diptera; Tephritidae
Gene: pasha
Product: microprocessor complex subunit DGCR8
Exons: 6
Coding region: 431-2488 (685 amino acids)
Biological process (GO): primary miRNA processing
Cellular component (GO): microprocessor complex
Molecular function (GO): double-stranded RNA binding; heme binding; primary miRNA binding
Source: RefSeq, a predicted model, not a curated record